This is a messenger RNA of Staurois parvus, 1706 nucleotides long. NCBI's taxonomy places the organism in Eukaryota, Metazoa, Chordata, Amphibia, Anura, Ranidae. The record is from the annotation of a GenBank genome assembly.
AUGAGCCGAACCGAGGGGAGCCAGCACCGAGAAGAGGCCAUGAGCGCCGCCCAAUACUACCGGGGACUGAACAUACCGGAGAGGGUGGAGGAGGCCCUGAACAUAGGGUACCGGCUUAAUCCGCCCGACCUGCCCGGGUACCUGUCUAACUACUUUGCCGAGCUGUCGAAACCUCCGGUGAUCAGCCAUGUCCGUGGAAGGAAAAUUCUGGGUGGAGCAGGAAAUGCGGCCCUAGAGGUUGAAGUGUUCUGCACAGUGAGGAACAAUGACAAGAAAAUUUGCUCAGCAGUGAUCUCCGCAGACGCGGCGCCGCUGACCUGCGACACAACUGAAGUCGAAGGGAAGGAAAGGAAGAUGUCGGUGGAAACAGCCGUUGAAUGGAUUCGGGAGUCUAUAGGACCCAUGCUAGGGGGGAUACAGCCAAAUGAGCAGAGUAACGUUGACCAGUUAUUGAGUGACUUUUUCCAGCCAAAGAUGGAGGAAGAGAGACGGCAGAGGGAGAGUGAGCUCGAUGGGGCAACCUCCUCCACAAGAUCUGUCCCAACCCCCCCGGCCUCACCUGCAGCAAGCAAGAAGAAGGGCAGUGGGAAAGGUAAAAAGGUGGCUGCAGCAGAGAAGCCCAUUCCUCCUGCUGACCCUCCUGAGCCGAUCGUCAGGGGCAGCCUGGCAGUCAGCGCUGUGUCUUUGGCGGUGGCAACAUGCAGUGCGAUCCUCAGGGAAGUCCCGCUCUACACCUAUAUAUCUAUAUUAAAACAUGAAAAGCCGCCCAGCAAGAUGGCGAUACCAACCCCUCUGAUUACAUUGCUGAGCUACGGCAAGUGUUCUCCAGGAAAGCUGAACCUUAUGAAGGAAAUCAUGAUGGUCCCUCGACCGGGCCUAACUGCUCAGCAGGCCGUGGACUUGGCCUUGUCCCUUCAGGCACAGAUAAUAAAGCAGACGGACGCUAUAUAAGUAAGAAUGUGCAGUCGGGUAUUAAGAGCGUGUCUGCACUGGGCUGUCUGGUAUUAGCAGGUGACCGCAUAGAUCAACCUCUGGAUUUAAUGCAGGAAGCCUGUGAACAGCUUGGCCUAGAACUGGGAACAGACGUCUACUUAGCCAUAAAUUGCGCAGCCCACGAACUAAUGGACUACAACAAAGGCAAAUAUGAAAUCAUAAGUGGCGCAUGGAAGAGUCCCGAGGAGAUGGUGGAUGUAUACGUGGAUAUCAUUAGCCGGCAUCCCGCUGUCAUAGCGUUAGUGGACCCUCUGAGGAAGGAGGAUAUUGCACAGUGGGAGACUCUGGGGAAAACUGUGGGCUCCAGAUGUUAUCUAAUCGCAGAUGUUGCAGCAAGAACCAAGUCCAGCCUGCCAUGUGGUGACCCUAUCCAAUGUUCUGGAGCCAUCCUCAAAUACACCAACCAGACAACAAUUACUGACCUGCUGACAGGGAUCCAGCUAAUGGAAGGAGAGAAACGAGUGACUGUUCUAGGAUGUCCACAUGAAGAGUGUUCAGGGAGCAGCGUGGUGGAUCUGGCCGUGGCGAUCGGUGCACAGUUCAUCAAGUUGGGAGGUCUGCUCCGAGGAGAGAGGACAGCCAAGUAUAACCGUCUACUGGCCAUAGAGGAGGAGCUGGCGCAGAGCGGGAUGCUGGAAUCAUGCUCUGCAUUUGACUUCCCCAUCAUCUGGAGUGAAUCUCAGACCUCAGAGGAUUCCAGGCCAUCAACAUGA